Osmia lignaria (orchard mason bee) is the source of this 2160-nucleotide messenger RNA. It is a transcript of the gene ICA69, whose product is annotated as islet cell autoantigen 1-like protein. Gene Ontology annotation, cellular component: Golgi apparatus. Gene Ontology annotation, biological process: regulation of transport. The record is from RefSeq and is a predicted model, not a curated record. Gene Ontology annotation, molecular function: protein domain specific binding. Lineage: Eukaryota; Metazoa; Arthropoda; Insecta; Hymenoptera; Megachilidae.
AGGGGCUUCUUGUUAUCUGUGGUUAUCUGCUUCUGUCAAGUUGACAGGAAGAGGAUGUGUUCGUAUUCUUGCACCCAUUAAAACUUAAGCGUUCUGUGUUUAAUUCAUUCUAGACCAUUAAAUAUGUUUAUUAAAUAAAUAUGAUACGUGUAAAUGAUUUGUUAUUUUAAAUAACGUUUCAAAGUUACUUUUGGGUCACAAACGUUAACCACAAUUCCCAUUUUAAACUAAUAAUCUUCACCAUGAAUACAUAUAACAAGAAUGGAUCAGGUGUAUCAGGGAAUGCUUUUGACUGUUGGGUACAGAGAACCAACAUGCAUGACGAUUCUGCUAUAACAAAAAUGCAACAUCAGUUUUGGGUCACCAAGCAAGCUUUGUCACGAAAAUUGGGAAAGAAAGAAGAUGAUUGUAUAGUAGCAUCUGACGCAGAGUUGGAUGCCAAAUUAGAAUUAUUUCGUAGUAUUCAAGAGUCUUGCUCUUACUUGCAAAGGGUUAUUGACAAAUAUCAAGAGAGAUUAUGUACCCUUGCACAGGAAGAGAAUGCAAUGGGAAGAUUUCUGAAAGAUGCCGGUAAACAAGACAAAACUAGAGCCGGCAAGAUGAUGUCAGCAGUUGGAAAAUCGUUGUCUUAUUCCGGGCAACAAAGGCUUGCCCUCAGAGCUCCGCUUGGCCGUUUAUAUCAAGAAGUAGAAACGUUUAGGCAAAGAGCUAUCGAAGAUACAUUGCAAAAGGUUCAAGCGAUGGAAAAAUCUCGCACAGAGUACAGAGCAGCUCUGUCAUGGAUGAAGAACAUCUCCCAAGAAUUAGAUCCAGAUACGUCGAAACAGCUGGAAAGAUUUCGCAAAGUUCAAACACGUGUUAGACAGGGGAAGAUAGUCUUUGACAACUUGGCUUUGGAUUGUCUUCAAAAGGUAGAUCUAUUAGCAGCAGCAAGAUGUAACAUGUUCAGUCAUGCCUUGGUUUUAUAUCAAAGCACGCUUCUGAAUUUUACUAAAAAAUCUGCCCAAGCAUAUUCAACGAUAGCGAGCAGUUUUAAAGGCUAUCAACGAUACGAUUUCAUGGUUGUAAGAGAGCUUGCUGAAACUUCGACUAAACUGGCCCAAGAAACAGGAGGCGAUGACGAUCUUGAUGAUAAAGACAAAUUAUCAUUUUUUGAUAUGGAUUUUCAUGAUAAUGUCGAGGAGGCCGAAGAAGUUAAACCUACUACACAAGGCACAGUUGAAAGUAACAAACAGGAUGAAAAAUUAUUAGACAUAGAAUGUGAAACGAAGAAUAUAUUAGAAUUAGAAGGAUUAGAUAUGGAUUCUAGUUCUUCAAAGAACGGAGUCACAGAAUCCACUUCUAACAUAGAGCAUAAAGACGAUGUUGAUGAACUUUUUAAAAGUUUAACUUUAGAUAAUAAUAUGUGUCGUAACAAUAAACAAUCAACUAAAAGUACAGAAGAAGGAAAUCAAAUUACAUUUGACGAAAGUUUAACGAUGGACAUAUUUGAUAAAUCAGAUACAAACUUUGAUUUGACUGAUUUUUCUUUAGAAGUACAAAAUCAAGGGGAACAAUCGUUGCAGUCUCUCACAUCAGAAAAUAUCGUUCUUUUAAAUGACCUAUUUGGCGAUAAACAAAAUACUGAAAGCGAAUGGGAGGCGGCAAUGUCUAAUGAUACUUUUUUACCACCAAAUAUUUUGAAACAAAGUUUAGGGGAUGCGGCACUUGGUAUUGGACAGAAGAGUAUACUUACUACUAACACAGGUGACAAAAAAUCGAGUAAAAGUGGAAAGCAAAAGGGUAAUUCAUGGUUGGACUUAUUUGCUGAAUUGGACCCAUUAGCUAAUAAUCCAAUGGAAAAUCUUUCUAAUGACAGCAAUGCAUCUGCUUGAAUUUUUCAAACGGUUAUAAUGUAUUAUUACUAUUAUUAUUUAUAUUCAGUUGCAAUUUAUAGCAACAGUCAGAGCAUACGUUUUUAUUUUUUCAAACAAUGUUCAGACAUUAUUUGUUCAUUGUGUUUGUACUGAUACUUAAUAUUUAUAAUUUAAAACUUAACAUUCCGAGCUUUUUUAAGAUUUAAUGAAAACUGUAAGAUAAUCAAAAAUAUUUAAAUUUUGUAUCAUUUUCAGUUACCACACCAAAGAAAUAAGAUCUGAUAGUUUAUAAACAUACUAGUCA